This is a messenger RNA of Kluyveromyces lactis, 1587 nucleotides long. RefSeq lists its product as uncharacterized. The coding region runs from base 1 to 1587 and encodes 528 amino acids. Gene Ontology annotation, biological process: biosynthetic process. Gene Ontology annotation, molecular function: pyridoxal phosphate binding; L-alanine:2-oxoglutarate transaminase activity. Lineage: Eukaryota; Fungi; Ascomycota; Saccharomycetes; Saccharomycetales; Saccharomycetaceae. The record is from RefSeq and is a predicted model, not a curated record. The transcript has a single exon.
AUGUUGUCUGUCAGAGUUAACUUGAAGACCAGGAUCAGUUCUGGCAUGAUUAGAGUCAAUGCUCCAGCUUUGAAAAGUACAAUGCCUUCUGUAACAAGUUUAACCCAAUUGCGUUUUUCUACUACUGUGAAACCAGCUCCAAAGCUUUCGCUAGAUGAUGUUAAUGAAAAUGUUUUGAAGGCUAAGUACGCUGUUAGAGGUAGAAUUCCAAUGAGGGCUGAGGAAUUGAGAGAUCAGUUGAAAAAGGAUCCAAGUUCUUUACCCUUCUCUAAGAUUAUCAGUGCCAACAUCGGUAACCCUCAACAAUUGGACCAAAAACCUUUGACUUUUUACAGAGAAGUAUUAUCUCUAUUGCAACAUCCAGAACUGCUAGAAGAAGCUGAUGAGGCUUUACAAACUCUAUAUAAGACUGACUCCAUUAAGCGUGCCAAAAGACUUUUGUCUGAGGUUGGUGGAUCCGUCGGUGCUUACUCUCAAUCACAGGGUGUUCAAGGAAUUCGAGAAACCGUUGCAGACUUCAUUACGAAGAGAGAUGACGGUGAAAUAUCUUACCCAGAAGAUAUUUACCUCACUGCUGGUGCAUCUGCAGCAGUUUCUUACAUUCUCUCCAUUCUAUGCAAGGGCCCAAAUACUGGCGUAUUAAUACCUAUCCCACAAUACCCGUUGUACACAGCAUCUUUGGCUCUAAAUAACUCUAGGCCUUUACCAUACUACUUGAGAGAAGAACAAAAUUGGUCCACUGACCCAGAAGAAAUUGAACAAGUCGUGCUGGAUGCAAUUCAGAAGGGAAUUAAACCCACCUGUCUAGUUGUUAUUAAUCCAGGUAACCCAACUGGUGCCAUCCUUUCAGAACAGUCCAUUCAAAAGAUCUUCGAAGUCGCUGCCAAGUACGGUAUUGUCGUCAUCGCUGAUGAAGUGUAUCAAGAAAACGUAUUCAAAGGCUCUAAAUUCUACUCAAUGAAAAAAGUUUUGAGAAACUUGCAAAAGACUUAUCAUGGACAAUACGACAACAUUCAAUUAGCUUCUCUACACUCUACUUCCAAAGGUGUCUCGGGUGAAUGUGGUCAAAGAGGUGGUUAUAUGGAAUUGGUCGGAUUCAAUCAUGAUAUCAGACAGGUAUUCUUAAAAUUGGCUUCUAUUUCUUUAUGUCCCGUGGUUACCGGUCAAGCCUUGGUGGACUUAAUGGUAUCUCCACCUCAACCAGGUGAUGAAUCUUACGAACAAGAUCAACAGGAACGUGAAGAUAUUCAUGACGCAUUGGACGAACGUGCCUCUAAACUUUUCGAAACAUUCUCUAGAUUGGAAGGUAUUGAAUGCCGUAAACCUCAAGGUGCCAUGUACCUAUAUCCAAAACUCGAUCUUCCUUAUAAAGUUAUCCAGGAAGCUCAGCAUCUUGAAAUGGAACCUGAUGAAUUUUAUUGUAAAGCAUUACUAGAAAACACUGGUAUUUGCACCGUUCCAGGAUCUGGUUUCGGACAAGUCCCAGGUACUUAUCACUUAAGAACCACAUUCCUACCACCAGGGACCGAAUGGGUAGAAACAUGGGAAAAAUUCCACAAGGCCUUCUUUGACAAGUACCGUGAUUAG